GUAACCAGUGACCACCACUGUAUACAUCGAGAUCUUCAUCAGAUAUACUACUACAUACCAGCCGGUAUCCGUCUACAGAAAAAAACCGAACUCGAUCCGUCGAUCGGACCACCAAAACUCACCUAACCUCUGAACCUAGAUUGGCUCGGAAACACACGCCCCAUUUCGAUUUCGGGUAAUCAUGUCUGACAUGGACGCCGACGAAUGGUACGACGCCCCAGACGAAGACCAAGACCUCGAUCCCGAUUUCAUCCCAGGAGGAUCGGACGAUGACGAUGAAGAUGGGCAGGACGCCUUUGAUCUCGACAACAGCAACGAAGAAGACGAGGAUGAUCAAGACGGGUUGAAUGGGGAGGAGUUGAACGACUUUGAGAGGAUCAUGAGGCGGAUCAGGCGGGAUGAGGGGAUGGACGUCGACCCCGAUGCAGAGGAUGACGAGGAUGAAGAAGAGGCGGAUGAGGAAGAAGGGGAGGGGACGGCAACAGGGACGAGGUUGACCGGCGCCAGUGGGUCUCGCGGUCCGUUUGAUUAUCGGUUCUUAGGGGGCGGAAGUGGAAGUGCAGCACAAUCCCAAUCCCAACCCCGAUCUCAAGCUCAAUCCACCGGCAACCCUCUGGCAGACGCCAUCCGCCAAUCCGCCCAAGUUCAGGAAGACGGCUCCCUCCUCGUCCCGCACGCCUUCUUCCGAGCGCUAUUCGCCAGCGGGUUGUUACCUGAAGAAGCUAUCACCCGGUUAGCUGGGCAGUUGGGCGGGGACGAUGAAGACGACGAUGAUGAAGACCUGGAUGGGGAAGAAUGGGACGAAGACCAAGAUGACGAAGAUGAGGAUGAAGAUGAUGAUGAUGAUGAUGAAGGGUACAACGUCUUUGGCGGAGGAAGGUUCCGACGAGGUGGGCUAGCCAGGAAUGGACGUCUAAGAGGGUGGGACUGGUUCGACAUCGAACGCGAGGGCAAACCCGCUGGAAAGAGGUUGGCUCGAGGAGGGGAAUUCGGGCGGGUAGGUUUUCCUCUGGGAGAAGACGUCCGAACGGGACUAGCAUUAGACCUCGCGCAGAGUGAAAGCAAGACCAGGUCCGGCUCUGGGUUUAAGAGCGCCGGGGACGUCUUGAUGGAAGAACAAGCCGAAGACGACAACGACGACAACGUGGAUGACCCGAACGAACAUGCACUGAGUACGAGUCCGACGAGCACGAUCGCCACGCACCUCUCCCGCAGCCCGACCACGCGGACGAAACGCCCAUCUCAAACCCCAAGUCAGACCCGUCGUCGCACCUCGUCGUCCUCCUCCUCGAUCACGCUCGCCACCUCGCCCAACACCAGGACCAGGCGGUUGUCAGCUUCGUCCCUGGCCAGCGCGGCCAUGGGGGUCGAAGACGACGGACGGGUCAAGGGGAUCAAGAGCAAGGUGGUCGGACGUGGAGGUUGGGUCAAGGGGAUGAUGGGGUUCGGGAAAGAGACCGGUAGGGGCGUCUGGGGAUCGAGCGGGAGGGAAGAGUGGAGCAAGAAAUGUCUGCCGAAUACCAAUGGGACGAUCGUGGCUUCGUACUCGGCGUCGCCCUAUAUCGGACAACAUUCGCAUGAUCACUCGUUCUUCUACACCGCCACCCAAGACUUUAAACUGCACCUCUACUCGACCCAAGACGCGCCGCUCUCCAGGCUCGCCAACAACGCCGGUAGAAACGCCUUGCCAGCCAGACCUCAACGUAGGUCGAUCUAUGCCCGGCACUACGACGACGACGGGCCGGACGAUCACAGUCUGCGCAAGAUCAAGACGGUACAGGGUGUACACGGACAGUGGACCGUCACGGAUGCCGACCUGUCCAGGGAUAACGAGUGGAUGAUCUAUUCGUCUAUCACCCCCUACGUCCAUCUCUUGCGCACGGCCGAACACGAGCACGAACACACGAUGCUCGACUUUUCCGAGUCUGGACAGCGUGGCGGGAUGGCUCGUUACAUGCGAGAAUUUGGGAUCUGGAGUAUCAGGUUCUCGGCAGACCAAAAGGAAAUCAUCGCCGGGGCCGGAUCGGGUCAGAUCAUGGUCUACGACAUUGCAGCCAAACGCAGGAUCCUGAACAUUCGGGCACAUAACGCUGAUGUCAACGGAGUUUGUUUUGCCGACGAGAAUUCCACCAAUGUUAUCGUCUCUGCCUCGGACGACGGUUACCUCAAAGUCUGGGACCGCCGAUCGAUUGGAUCUUCUGUUCCCUCGGGCGUGUUGGCGGGCCAUACCGAGGGUCUGACCUAUGUCGAUGCCAAGGGCGACGGCCGGUACGUCGUCUCGAACGGGAAAGACCAGGCGAUGCGUUUGUGGGACCUCCGCCGGAUGAGGAGUUGGAACGAGGUCAAUGAGUCGGCUCCGAACGCCAAGACGGCGUACGGGUUGGGCAGCGAUUGGGAUUACCGGAGCGGCUACUACCGUAAACCGCGACACCAAGCCCACCCGCUCGACUGCUCCGUCAUGACUUACCGCGGACACCACGUCCUCUCGACCCUGAUAAGGUGUCACUUUAGCCCUGUCGAGAGUACCGGAGGACAGUACGUUUAUACGGGUGGGAGUAACGGGGUCAUCUGGAUCUAUCAUCUGGACGGGCGGGUCGUACAAGUACUGGACAGGACCAAAGCUCAACCGCUCGUCAACCCGCUGACGGGCGAAUACAACGACCCUUCUGCUCCUCAAGAGGUGGUCAGCGAGUACGACCCGGAUCCGAAAGGAGCGAGUAACUGUACGGUACGGGACGUCAGCUGGAACGGCAACGAACCCUCCCUGAUAUCCACCGCCUGGGAAAGACACGCCGGUGGGGACAUUGCCGUACACCAGUGGAAGGGCUUGGGGAAGGGCGGGUUGAACCGGUUGGAAGAUUGGGUCGAGGUCAGUGCGGCGAACGCCGGGGAGGGGGUUGGGGACGAUGGGAGGGCGUAAGGGCCUGAGGCUAGGGAGUGGGGGUUUGGGGUUUGUAGCUUUGUAGCGAAGUGGCGAUGUGAUGUCUUUGUGUAUUAUCGUGUAUUGUAUCGGACGUUUGUGAUGAAACGCGGUUUGUGUGCUUUGCUG
Molecule: messenger RNA, 3049 nt
Organism: Filobasidium floriforme
Lineage: Eukaryota; Fungi; Basidiomycota; Tremellomycetes; Filobasidiales; Filobasidiaceae
Product: WD40-repeat-containing domain protein
Exons: 12
Coding region: 182-2920 (912 amino acids)
Biological process (GO): proteasome-mediated ubiquitin-dependent protein catabolic process
Cellular component (GO): Cul4-RING E3 ubiquitin ligase complex
Molecular function (GO): protein binding
Source: RefSeq, a predicted model, not a curated record